AUGGAGCCAGUUCAACCGGCAGAAGUGCCGGAACAAUAUCAGCAAAUGUACCCGGGCGGGUAUCCGAUGUUUCCCAGCGGGUAUUACCCAAUGUAUUCAAUGAUGAUGCCUGGCAUCCUUCCGCAGCCAACCCAAUCCACAACGAAGCCGGGUUCUUCGUUAUCGCCUCCAGAAACACCAGAGUCUAUCGACGAAAGUAUCUUGUCUCAAACCAGCCAGAUCGGCCGAAACAAGACGUUCAAGAGUGAUGAUGAGCGUGUUCGCUACGAAGAGCUACGCCGAAAGAAUAACUUGGCUGCGAGGCAGUCCAGAGCAAAGCGCAACAAGCGCGAAAAAGAGGUUGCGGUGGAGAAUGAGGUACUCCACCAGAAGGUGAAGAAGCUCCAGAUUGAAAUGGCCAAGAUCCAGUCCGAGUUGAGACACUACAAGGCGGAGGUGGACCAAAAGCAAGCGUCGAAUUCAAGGGCUUCUGGAGCUGAUCAAAAGUUUUAA
Bursaphelenchus okinawaensis is the source of this 492-nucleotide messenger RNA. The record is from the annotation of a GenBank genome assembly. Lineage: Eukaryota; Metazoa; Nematoda; Chromadorea; Rhabditida; Aphelenchoididae.